AUGGAAGACAUAGCAACAACAUCCGCACAGGCGCAGGCAUCCGAUGCCUUUGAUGCCGAACCACUCCCUGCAUCUCUCACAAAUGUCGAGCUCCAGCCUGACGACCCCUUUGACUGGGAGGCAUACACCUCCAACUACCCUGCCUCUGCGCGAGCUCAACGCCUCGUGUUUAUCGCGACACACUGCCCCGCCCUUCGCAAGACCUGCAGCAAGGCAGCCAUGGAUCUCUUCAAGCAGUCCACUCGCGACGUCUCUGCCUACCAGGCCAUGGCGACCAUUCACAACACCGAAGCAGCGACCGGAAACCUGAUCCCGGCUUCCGAACGCGUCCAGGUCGACUCGGACUGGAUCCAAUCCUCACGCCAGCAGAACAGCGCCGAGCGCGAGAAGCUCGAGCUCGAGAUGCGCAACUACCAGAACAACCUCAUCAAGGAGUCGAUUCGCAUGGCGCACCGCGACCUGGGUGACCACUUUACACAGUCGGGCGAAUGGUCCGAGGCGCUCAAGUCGUACACAAAGAUCCGCGACUACUGCUCCACCACGGACCACGUGAUCGAGAUGUGCCUCAACGUCAUCGAAGUCUCGCUGCGGCUCGAAAACUGGACCAACGUGCAGACGUUCGUGAGCAAGGCCGAAGGUGUGCUCGAAUCCUACGUUCCGUCAUCGGGAGCUGGUCAGCGCAAGCUGAGCUCGCUCAGCACCACGAGCAUCGCUCCUCCUACCAAAGGCGGCUCGACGCCCGGUGCCGAUGCGAUUGGCGCGCUCUUCCGUGCCGGUGGCAGCUCGGCUGCAUCCACACCACCGUCUAGGCCUCGCGGCAACACGGGUGGUGAGAGCGCGUCGCAGGUCGCUGCCAGCAAGCUCGUCGCAGAAACGGGUGCAAAGCUGCGUGCGGCCAACGCAGUAGCGUGCAUCGGGCAGGGCCGCUACGAAGCCGCCGCAAAGUUGCUGCUCAGCAUCGACUCGGCGCACUCGAACUCGCUGCUCGACAUCAUCAGUCCGUCGGACGUGGCCAUCUACACGGCCAUCUGCAGCUUAGCCACGAUGCAGCGCCCUGCGCUCCGAACGCAGGUCAUGGAGAGCACCAAGUUCCGCGGCUUCCUCGAGCACGAACCGUACGUGCGUGAUCUGCUGGAAGCAUUCAGCACCGCACAGUUCCGCAAGGUCAGCGCCAUCCUCGACGAGCACCAGGCGCGUCAUCUGCUGGACCCCUACCUCGCACCCCAUGUCGAGUUCCUGCGCACCGCACUCACGCGGCGUGCACUUCGGCAGUUCUUCACGCCCUUUGACCGCAUCAGCAUCGCGAGGAUGGCAGAGGCUUUCGGCUGGACGCACAAGCGCAUGGCCGACGAGCUCGUCGUGUGCAUCAAGCGUCGCGAGUUCCGCAACCUGCCUGGCAAAGCGGCAGAGGUGGGCGAUGCCAGGAUCGAUACGAUCAAUCAGGUGCUCGAGUACCGCACCAAGGAUGCGAGGAGGGCGGUGUUUGACUCGGCGCUCGAGCUGGGCGACCAGCGAUGCCGCGAGACCAAGAGACUGCUGCUGCGCAUGAAGCUCGUCGAGAAUGGCGUCGUCGCCAAGGGCUCCUAUUCUGCAGAAGCGUGGAGCCAGAUCAGCAAUCCUUUGUAG
This is a messenger RNA of Moesziomyces antarcticus, 1626 nucleotides long. RefSeq names its product PCI-domain-containing protein. NCBI's taxonomy places the organism in Eukaryota, Fungi, Basidiomycota, Ustilaginomycetes, Ustilaginales, Ustilaginaceae. The transcript has 2 exons. Gene Ontology annotation, cellular component: COP9 signalosome. The record is from RefSeq and is a predicted model, not a curated record. Bases 1 to 1626 code for a protein of 541 amino acids.